AUGGCGCAGCACAUCCUGGCGCUGGCGGCCGAGGAGGUCCCCGAGCGGCUCCAGGCGGCUCUGCAGAGCCUGGGGGAGGGCGAGCUGGGCGACAUGGUGACAAAGCAGGCCCUGAAGGGAAGGGAGACGGCAGCUUUGCUAAGGGGGAUCUUCAAAGGUUCCCCUUGUUCGCAGGAAAGCGGUGUUCUCAGAAGGCUUAUGGUUUACAAGCAUUGUGUCCCGCUAGUGGAGUCAGGGGAUCUACAUUUGACCAAGGUGUCUGAAAUCAUAGGACUGCUGAUGCUGGAGGCUCGCCAGCUGCCAGGCCAUGCGUUGGCUGAACUUGCCACCCUCUUUGUUGAUGUUAUUAAACGAGGCAGCCUAUCUAAUGGGAAAUCUUUGGAGUUGUUUUCCACUGUUCUUACUGCACUGGCCAGUUCUAAGGAGUGCCUGGCUUAUGGGAAAGGUGAACUGAGUGGGGAAGAAUUUAAGAAACAGCUGAUAAAUACCCUCUGCUCCAGCAAGUGGGAUCCUCGGAGUGUCAUUCAUCUUGCCAACAUGUUCAGGGAUGUUCCGCUAACAGCAGAGGAGCUGCAGUUUGUGGUGGAAAAGGUCCUGAGGAUGUUCUCCAAAUUAGACCUCCAGGAAAUUCCUCCUCUGGUCUAUCAGCUGCUGUUGCUCUCUGCAAAGGGCAGUAAGAAGGCUGUUUUAGAAGGAAUCAUCAGUUUUUUCAAUCAGCUGGAUAAGAGACAAAAGGAAGAACAGAGAGCUCCGCAAUCAGUGGAUCUUGAAGUAGCCACAAUGCCCUUGGACCAGCUCCGCCAUGUGGAAGGCACCGUUAUUCUCCAUAUUGUUUCUGUUAUAAACUUGGAUCAGGACCUAGGCGAGGAACUAAUCAGAUAUCUAAAGACUGAACAACAAAAGGAUCCUUGUACAGCCCUGUGUCCCUUCAGUGUGGCUCUUUUGCUGUCAGUAGCAGUAAAACACAGACUGCAAGAGCAGGUAUUUGAUUUCUUGAAAACAUCAAUCGUGAGAAGCUGCAAGGAUCUGCAGUUCCUUCAGGGCUCCAAGUUUCUGCAGGAUUUGUUUCCUCAAAAAUAUGAUGUUACUGCCAUAAUUCUGGAAGUGGUAGAAAACAGUGCAUUUGGCUGGGACCAUGUUACUCAGGGGCUUGUGGAUCUUGGCUUCAGCCUAAUGGAAUCAUAUGAACCAAAAAAGCCAUUUGGAGGAAAAGUUGCUGAGACCAGUUAUGGCUUUUCAAAAACGCCAUCCCAGCAGGCUUGUAGACUCGGAGCAAGUAUCCUGCUGGAAACCUUUAAGGUCCAUGAGCCCAUCAGAAGUGAUAUUCUUGAGCAGGUUCUGAACAGAGUCCUCACAAAAGCAGCUUCUCCUGUCAGCCACUUCAUAGACUUGCUGUCCAAUAUUGUUAUGUCUGCCCCUCUUGUGCUUCAGAAUUCGUCCUCCAAAGUCACAGAAACCUUUGACAACUUGUCCUUUCUGCCCCUCGAUACAGUGCAAGGGCUGCUCAGGGCAGUACAGCCCCUGCUCAAAGUCAGCAUGUCAGUGAGGGACUCCCUGAUACUUGUUCUCCAAAAAGCGAUCUUUUCCAGGCAGCUUGAUGCUCGUAAAGCUGCAGUUGCUGGCUUUUUACUUCUGCUGAGAAAUUUCAAGGUUCUGGGCAGCUUGUCCUCUUCCCAGUGCAGCCAGGCCAUUGGUGCCACUCAGGUCCAGGCAGAUGUUCAUGCCUGCUAUAAUUCUGCAGCUAAUGAGGCCUUCUGCCUUGAAAUCCUCGGCAGCCUGAGGCGAUGUUUGAGCCAGCAAGCGGAUGUCCGACUCAUGCUAUAUGAGGGUUUUUAUGAUGUCCUUCGUAGGAACUCUCAGCUUGCCAGCUCCAUAAUGGAAACGCUGUUGUCCCAGAUAAAGCAAUAUUACUUGCCCCAACCAGACCUACUGCCCCCACUGAAACUUGAGGGAUGUAUUAUAGCUCAAGGAGAUCAAGUCUUUCUGCAAGAACCGCUAGCCCAUCUGCUCAGCUGUAUCCAACACUGUCUAGCCUGGUAUAAGAGCACCAUACAUCUACACCAAGGAGUGGAAGAUGAUGAUGAGGAGGAGGAGGAUGUGAGAUUUCAGCAAAACUUAGAGGAGAUGCUAGAUUCUGUCACACGACGAGUGAUCAAAAGUGAGCUGGAAGACUUUGAACUGGAUAAAUCAGCAGAUUUUUCUCCGUCUUCUGGUGUUGGUGUGAAGAAUAAUAUCUAUGCCAUCUUGGUCAUGGGAAUCUGUGAGGUCCUGAUUGAGUACAAUUUCAACAUAGGGAACUUCAGUAAGAACAAAUUUGAGGAUGUCCUAGGUCUGUUUACAUGUUACAACAAACUGUCUGAAAUCCUGAAGGAGAAAGCUGGAAAGAACAAAACUCUCCUAGGCAACAAAACUGCUCGGAGCUUCCUGUCCAUGGGUUUUGUAUCUACACUGCUUACAGCUCUGUUCAGGGACAAUGCUCAAAGCCAUGAGGAAAGCCUGGCAGUUCUGCGCUCCAGCACAGAGUUUUUGCGCUAUGCUGUCAGUGUAGCUCUGCAGAAAGUGCAGCAACUGGAGGAGACAGGACAAACUGAUGGACCAGAUGGACAAAACCCUGAGAAGAUGUUUCAGAACCUCUGCAGAAUCACACGAGUUCUGCUGUGGAGAUACACUUCAAUUCCCACUGCUGUUGAAGAGUCAGGGAAGAAGAAGGGCAAAAGCAUCUCACUUCUGUGCUUGGAAGGUCUGCUGCGGAUCUUCAACACAGUGCAGCAACUGUAUGCUGCCAGGAUCCCCCAGUUUCUACAAGCCCUGGAUAUUACUGAUGGGGAUGUAGAAGAAACAGAUAUUAAUGUUACAGAGAAAGUUGCCUUCCAGAUCCGACAGUUUCAGAGGUCUCUGGUGAAUCAGUUCAGCAGUGCUGAAGAUGACUUCAACUCCAAGGAAACCCAGUUGCUCAUCACAGUUCUUUCCACUUUGUCCAAACUGCUUGAGCCAGCCUCUCAGCAGUUCCUUCAGUUCCUGACUUGGACAGUCAAAAUUUGCAAAGAAAAUGCUCUAGAGGAUAUCGCAUGCUGUAAGGGUUUGCUGACUCUGCUCUUCAAUCUCCAUGCUCUGUACAAGAGCCCCGUCAGUUUGCUUCGUGAACUUGCACAAGAUAUCCAUGCUUGCCUGGGAGACAUAGAUCAGGACAUAGAAGUGGACAGUCGGUCGCAUUUUGCCAUAGUGAAUGCCAAGACUGCAGCCCCUACUAUCUGUCUGCUGGUUCUAGGUCAGGCAGAGAAGGUCCUUGAAGAGGUGGAUUGGCUUAUCAAGAAACUUAACAGUUUGGGAUCAGACACAUCAGAAGACUCUUCUCAGAUAUUCAACCAAACCCAGGCUCUGGAGAAGGGUGUAAUUCUGCAGCUGGGAACUCUGCUGACAGCUUACCAUGAGCUGGUACAAACAGCACUCCCUGCAGGUAGCUGUGUGGACAUGCUGCUGAGAAGCCUCAGCAAGACAUACGCCAUUCUCACCUCCCUCAUCAAACAUUAUAUCCAAGCCUGCCGCAGCACCUCAAACGCUGUUCCAGGGAGGCUUGAAAAGCUGGUCAAGCUCUCGGGUUCUCAUUUGACCCCACAAUGUUACUCCUUCAUUACUUACGUACAGAACAUUCACAGUGAGAGCUUAAGCAUUGCAGAAGAGAAGAAAAAGAAGAAGAAAGAUGAAGCUGCUGCAAUCUCCACAGUCAUGGCUAAGGUACUUAGGGAGACUAAGCCAAUCCCAAACCUGAUUUUUGCAAUAGAACAAUACGAGAAGUUCCUUAUUCAUCUCUCCAAGAAAUCAAAGGUGAACUUGAUGCAAUACAUGAAGCUAAGCACUUCCCGGGAUUUCCGCAUCAAUGCAUCCAUGCUGGAGAGCGCACUGCAGGAGCACAACACAGAGGAUGCUGAGAAUGAGCCAGACAAUGACCAGAGCAGCACAGCAGAGCAACCAGAUGAGAACCAGGAACCCAAAAAGAAGAGACAACGAAAAAAAUAAAGCUGUGGUUACAGCCUCCUCCUCCUCCCACAGUGCCUAUUCUGUAGCAGACUCACCUCAGUCUUGGAGAACUCUGUGCAUGAAGAUAACUGUUUGUUUUUGCCAUUGACAAAUAUUUGGAACUACUUCCUUCAUGCCCAUGGGCACACAAGCAGUGACUGCAGCCAGUGUCUCAGGUCUUACAGCUAGCUGCUGCCCUGGGAGGUGCCUAUGUCGUUAGAAUGUGCUGCUGUUGGUCCUCAGGAGCAUCUAUUCUUCCAGCAAAAGCAAAGCAGCUCUGCUGUGAUCACCCUGCCAGAGGAUCUGCUUCUGAAAGCACAGCCAGACACUGGCACACUCUCUGGACAACAGUCAUUCUGUCCCUUUAGCUUCAUAAUUUCUUCUCCAGUGAGCCUUUAGUUUUUUCAAUUAGCUGAUAUAUAUCCAGCGCUUCCCCUGUAAGACAAUGGGACGCUAAGUUCCUUGUAGUCUGCAGUAUAGUUAGAGACUAACAUAAGAGCAAAAGACUGACAGUAAUUAUUUCUUCAGUUCACAGCUUUUAGCACAAAAAAGUUCUAAAUCUAUUCAAACUACUGCUGUGUGGUGGUGUGAAUGCAGGAACCACCACUGACAGGAAGCUGGAAAUAUGAGUUAUUCUGCCUUGGAGUUGAAGCCUGCUGCUGUGUACAGCUGCUGAAAGGCAGAAAGGUGACAGCUUCCUCUGCUGGCUCAUGAGUCUGGGUUGUUAUGUUUUUGCUGACCUUGAUGCAAGGCACUUGCUUAGUUUGCCUCAUUCCUGGGGAGAAUAGAGGUACCAUUCUUGCCCACAGAACCUAAAUCCUUUUUCUAAAAGCAUACUUUUGCCUGAAAGACUCCUAAUAAAGGUUGCAAAAGGC
Molecule: messenger RNA, 4892 nt
Organism: Rhea pennata
Lineage: Eukaryota; Metazoa; Chordata; Aves; Rheiformes; Rheidae
Gene: FANCI
Product: FA complementation group I
Exons: 37
Coding region: 1-4017 (1338 amino acids)
Biological process (GO): DNA repair
Molecular function (GO): DNA polymerase binding
Source: RefSeq, a predicted model, not a curated record